Molecule: messenger RNA, 249 nt
Organism: Debaryomyces hansenii CBS767
Lineage: Eukaryota; Fungi; Ascomycota; Pichiomycetes; Serinales; Debaryomycetaceae
Gene: RPS27A
Product: 40S ribosomal protein eS27
Exons: 1
Coding region: 1-249 (82 amino acids)
Biological process (GO): translation; ribosomal small subunit assembly
Cellular component (GO): ribosome; cytosolic small ribosomal subunit
Molecular function (GO): RNA binding; structural constituent of ribosome
Source: RefSeq, a predicted model, not a curated record
AUGGUUUUAGUUAAAGAUUUAUUACACCCAUCCCCUGCUACCGAAAGACAAAGUCACAAAUUGAAGACUUUGGUCCAAGAACCAAGAUCAUACUUCAUGGACGUUAAGUGUCAAGGAUGUUUAAACAUCACCACUGUUUUCUCUCACGCCCAAACAGCUGUCAGUUGUGACAAUUGCUCUACUGUUUUAUGUGCCCCAACUGGUGGUAAGGCUAAAUUGACCGAAGGAUGCUCAUUCAGAAAGAAGUAA